Molecule: messenger RNA, 6452 nt
Organism: Chelmon rostratus (copperband butterflyfish)
Lineage: Eukaryota; Metazoa; Chordata; Actinopteri; Chaetodontiformes; Chaetodontidae
Gene: sacm1la
Product: SAC1 like phosphatidylinositide phosphatase a
Exons: 20
Coding region: 31-1791 (586 amino acids)
Biological process (GO): phosphatidylinositol dephosphorylation
Cellular component (GO): endoplasmic reticulum
Molecular function (GO): phosphatidylinositol-4-phosphate phosphatase activity
Source: RefSeq, a predicted model, not a curated record
CGUCACUGAGGUCAGGUUGACGGAGCGAAGAUGGCGACCGCCUACGAGAGAUACAAUUUGCACACAACCCCAGAGAAGUUCUUCAUUGAGGCUUGCGAUGAGGGUGCUGAUGUUGUGCUGGCAAUCGACAGGGUCUCAAAUGAGAUGACCCUUACAGUUAAAAAAGAUGUUCCUCCCUCAGCAGUAACCAGGCCUAUAUGUGGCAUCAUGGGAACCAUACGCCUGGUAGCAGGGAUGUACCUGAUCGUCAUCACAAGGAAGAGGAAUGUGGGCAGCCUCCUGGGCCAUGCUGUGUGGAAGGCUGUGGAUUUUGAUGUUAUCUCUUAUAAGAAGACAGUGCUGCAUCUCUCAGAGAUCCAGUCUCAGGAGAACAAGACUUUCCUGUCCAUGCUUAACAAUGUGCUGACUACAGAUGGCUUCUACUUCUGCACUGACUAUGACCUGACACACACUCUGCAGCGGCUGGCCAACACCAGCCCUGACUUCAAGGAAAUGAGUCUGCUGGAGAGGGCAGAUCAGAGGUUUGUGUGGAAUGGGAACCUCCUGAGAGAAUUGGCUGCGCAGCCAGAGCUUCAUAGGUUUGCACUUCCUGUUGUCCAUGGAUUCAUCAUCAUGAAGCCGUGUCGUAUUAAUGGGAAGAUCUUUGAGUGGAUUCUCAUCUCCAGAAGAAGCUGCUUCCGGGCCGGUGUCAGAUACUAUGUUAGAGGCAUUGACUCUGAAGGUCAUGCUGCUAACUUUGUGGAGACUGAGCAGUUGGUUUUGUAUGAGGGAGCAAAGGCUUCAUUUGUCCAGACACGAGGCUCCAUGCCCUUUUACUGGAGUCAGAGGCCCAACCUCAAGUACAAACCUAAACCUAUCAUCAGCAAAACCACCAAUCAUAUGGAUGGUUUCCAGAGGCAUUUCGACUCUCAGAUUCUCAUCUAUGGGAAGCAAACUAUUCUGAACCUGGUGAAUCAAAAGGGCUCAGAGAAGCCACUAGAACAGGCCUUUGCCAAGAUGGUGUCUGGCAUGAACAAUGGUAUGCUCAAUUACAUAGCCUUCGACUUCCACAAAGAAUGCAGCCACAUGAGAUGGGACCGUCUCCAGAUCUUGGUGGAUUCUGUCACUGAGACACAAGAUGAAUACAGUUACUUCCUGGUGAACUCAGAGGAGAAGAUGGUGGUCCAGCAGAAAGGAGUCUUCCGCAGUAACUGCAUGGACUGCCUGGACAGGACCAACGUUAUCCAGAGCCUCCUGGCCCGGCGCUCCCUACAGUCCCAGCUGCAGAGGAUGGGGGUUCUGAAUGUGGGUCAGAGGAUUGAGGAGCAGGUGGAGUUUGAAAAGAUCUACAAGAAUGCAUGGGCUGACAAUGCCAAUGCAUGCGCUGUACAGUAUGCAGGAACUGGAGCCUUGAAAACAGACUUCACGAGGACGGGGAAGAGGACCAGGUGGGGGCUGUUGAUGGAUGGUUGGAACUCCAUGAUUCGCUACUACAAAAACAACUUCUCUGAUGGAUUCAGACAGGAUUCCAUUGACUUGUUUUUGGGGAACUUUGCUGUCGAUGAGUCAGAUGGACCCUCUCCUCUUCGUGUGCAGAAAGACUGGAAGUUCCUCACGCUGCCCAUCAUUAUGCUGGUGGCAUUUUCCAUGUGCAUCGUCUGUCUUCUCAUGGCCGGGGACACAUGGACAGAGACCCUGGCUUACGUGAUGUUCUGGGGGGCUGCUAGUGCAAUUACAGCCACUAUCAUCUUGUUCAAUGGCCAAGACUUUGUGGAUGCCCCCAAACUGGUUCACAAGGAGAAGAUGGACUGAGUGUGUGUGUGUGCGUGUGAGAAGUAGCUGAGCCAGCAGGCUCGUACCUCGUCAUCUUCACUGACUUCCUCCCCAGGUCUGGACUCUAGACUGAUCUGUUGCCUCUGUACUGCCCUGUCAAACACAGUUUAUCUGUCUUUUUUUCUUCUGUUGUACUGCACACACUCCUUCACAUGGUUUACAUUUCAUUUCCUACAAUACUUUAUAUUUAGGUUGUUUUGCUGGUUUGUUGGUUUUGUUGGUGUUAUGUUUGAUUAGUUAGAGAGGGUCUGUGAUGGCACCUGUCAGUUUCAGUGGUCUGCAGCAUCCACCAAAAAUAUAAUUUCUAUACAAUAACACUAUUGCUCAUUUUCCUGUUGGCUUACAAUUUUUAACACUUUUGAAUCUUUAACAAUGUUAUGACAAGAUUUUUUUAUUUUCAAUUAAUCUAGCUGGUUAGACCUCCAGUCAGUUUGCAGCUGGGUGGAGCUGUGCUGGAAAUUAUUUGAUGUCACCAAACUCUACAUACAUUAAGAAUGAUUAAGGUUUUAAGAUGUCCCACCCUAACAGGUACAGUGAACCAACAGAAGAGUGAGCGAAAUAUCAGUUGCAGUUUGUACAUGUACACAGUCCUGAGAAGAGGUCUGAAAAAGCAACAAAACACCAGUGUGGGUGGGCUAUGGGUGUUUUGCAACUUUAAGCAACAUUAAUUGUUUUGUUUCUUUUUGACCACUUGUGGGCAGCACAACAAACUGAAAAAGCAGUGUCUGACAUAUUGUCACUGCAUCAAGCAAACGUGUUGGCAACAGCCACCAACUUUGUUCAUUUGGUGUUGGGCAGGCAGUGUAUAAGAGGAUAUCAAAGUUUUUUUUUUUACUGCAAACUGAGCUGAAGGAAGCUAAAAAGCUCUGUAGUGCUUAAGAGAUGGUGAUAAUUCUCUGUGUCUUUGUCAAAAUUAGCCCUGUCACCUUACACAAAAUCAUUUGAUCCAUUAUUGAUAUGGAAAUGUUGAUUACUUAACUUAAUUGCAUUCAUCCCAAACAGAGGCGGUAUUAAUGUCAGUUAACCGUUCACUGGCACGCUCAAAGAUGAGGCACUUCAGCAAGCACAUAUUGAAAAAUAUGUGAUGCAUCUUACUGAUGAACAAACCGCUCAACGGUAUUUACAUGAUGAGUUUUGAAUGUAACAAGCCUUACUAACGUACGUAUGAAACAUGAAUAUUUGGCUAAUCUGUAACUGGAGUGAGCAGUAUGUCUUCCUAUCAAGCUAACUUUAGAGAGUAUCUGAUAAUUUUGCACUUUGGAGAACCAUGAAAUGUGCUGCCUGCAUACAGUUAUUAAUGAUAUAUCGAUUUGUAUUGAGCGUUAGUACUCAGACUGUCUGGUGUUGCUAGUUUUUCCCAGCCUGGUUCCGGACCCCUGCAUUGAGCCCAUAUGUCUUUAUUUUGUUCAGCAACUCAGAUAGGUCUGGUGUGGUGCUCACGAUUUUGAUACUUUUUCUUUUUUUCAAUCAGUAGAGAACAUUUGCCCUAUGUAGAGCUUUGUAGUCAAGAUUAAGAAUGAAUGAAUACAUUUCCAGUUAGCUAUUUAGCUACAUCCUUGAAAAAUGGUAACAAAAAAUUGCUGAAGCAAUGCCGAUGCAUGUGGAUGAGAUCAACUCAGUUAAGUCACCUUCACAGACAUAAGAACUCUUAAAUCUGCAUUUUUCUUUGAUCAUCAUAAAAAAUUAAUUACAAAGUAAUUGCUCCCAGACACCACGAACAGAGCUUUGGAGUUGACUGAAAAUGACAUCCCCUGCAAGUGUUUUGUGGCACUUUCCAUCUCCAUUAGCAAUGCUAGUUGAUUGUUUCUUUACUUUGGGGAAACAACUCUUAAUGAGUACAACACCAGUUCAAUAAUUUGAAUUAUUGAACAAAUUGAAGCCGUUAGUGUUUAUUCAGAGGCCUGGAACCAGGAUAAUUUGUUUGUCAAACAAAAGUUAGACUGCACCAGUUUUUACUGUAAUUGUAUGUGUAAGCUUGUUCAUCUCACUGUCCCUGGGUUGGUCCAUGGCAGCAUGCUUUGCCGUCGCCACACUGUCGUUUUUUUGAUACUACGACUUGGGGCCAAGCCACAGUUUGAACGUUUUAAAUUCUACACAUUGUGGCUUUAAUUCCAAUGAUCAUGGUUAUCAGGACUUCACUCUCUCAAAAUGUCAAGUUCACAGGCUUCUGUACUUCAUGGUAUGUCAUGUGGGAUUCAUCAUUCAUCGUUCCUAUCAUUUUUUGAAUGGAUAAGGUGUACCAGAACAGGUGAAAGGAAUGUAAUGUUACCAUUACGAUCACCAUUUGAUGUCUUAAUAUGAGAUAAUUCAUUCAGUUUCUUGGUGUGGCAGUCUUGAAAAGUUAGAGAAGCACCCCAGAAAUAUAGUGUGUCACUGUAUCUUGAGAAUUCAUCAGAAGUCAUUAAAUUGGGAUCGCAGACCUAAAAAUGUAUCUGUAACCCCAGAGGCUUCCAUCACCCUCUGUGAACCUGUUCAUUCAUGUUUUCAGUCUGGUUUAUUUUCCUGCUUCCUCACAGAGGUUUGGGGGUUGUGUUGCUCCAAUCUAGAAGAGAAUGAGUCCAAAUCCACUCUUGGAUCCCUGCUUUACGUACCUGCUCCUCAGUGGAGAGGGCACAGACAUGUAACCUUACAUAUAAUCAAUAAAGAUCUGUUUGGGUCUUGAAACCCCCUAAUGUUGACUUUUUAGGAAAAUUGGUCACCAUGUUUUCUUGUUUUGAAAUGACUUCACAUACAAGCUGUGUGGUUUUAGUUUUCAAUGAUGCUUUUUCAGUAAUUCCUGCAAACAUUAUCUAAUGUAUCAGAUCAUACCAACAGAUGGUACAAGCCAUUGGGUCAGUGAUUUAAAUGUCUCAGUCUCAAAAUGUUGUUAACUUAGUAAAAGGUUUAUGGUUUAUCUAACUGUAUGAUCAUGCAAAGAUGUUGUCUAUCAUGAUCAGAACUAUGUACCUUUGUGACAGUACAGGUCAAGGCCCGCUUUCUUGAUAGCUUGUAUGAACACAGAAUGAGAUGAUAACUUGUGUGAACAGGAUAAUGAACAAGAUAACUCUUGUUGGAAAAAGAUGGCUUGUACAUUAUAGCAGUUUGCGCGUACAAGAUGAACAAUUGUGAACAACUUGUUGAUUUACCAGAUCUUUUGGAACUUAAGGUGCAUUGUACUUACUAGACAUUCCACUGCAUCCUGUGGUCUUUUUCAGCAAAUGGAGUUGUAUGCUCAGUUGUGGAGUUGCUUGAAAGCUACAUUUAUAAGUGGACUGAAAGAUUAUUUUUGUCAAACUGCGUUUUACAAGAGCACAAGAAUGAAUAUUCAGUACCAUAUGUGCAGUGCAGGUGAAAUCCGUCUCAUUGACGUCCUUGUAAUGUCUGUGCAUUUUAAAAUUACAUUUGCAUUUACAGAUGUACUUUGUGGGUAGAAGUGACAUCUGGACAAGCAGCGACAGUCAGUCAGCAUCACCUUUUUUGAAAUAUGUUUGUACAUUGUACCCUAAUAUUAUAUUAAGACAAUAGUAAAAGAUCAAAUAUUUUCAUUCCAUUGUGUACAACUGCAGGUUUAAAGUUGCCUGAAGGUUCCAGAGUUAUGUGAUCAUUAUAACUCUACAGUGUUUUGCAUUUGUUUUCCUUGGAAACAUAAUAAUGGAGCCAAUGUCAUGUUACGAUGACAUACAUUAACCUAAACCUGCUCAACCAAGGUGCACUAUGACAUGUGUAUGGUAUAACAUGACUUGCAAACUUCACUGUACCACAACUGCACAUUGUACUCCUUUUAAAUCAGGACCUUAGCUUCCUUUGAGGACAAUGAGGUCAGUGUUAGUCAGCUUUUAUUGGCCAGGUAUGUGCACACAUAUAUGGAAUUUGAAUUGUGUUAAAUUCCUCUCAAUGUACUACUCACAGUUCCAAGAACAACUUACAGGAAGAUGGAAAUAGACAUAUAGCUGAAAACAAGGACAGCAAAGCUGAACAAAGAUGGAACUAUAGAACUAUUAUGUACAUACAUAUUUUAAGUAAGUAAGUUUUAAACAUGGUGGCAGUUCAUUGAAAAAUAAAUAAUCAAGCUUAGAAAAUGAAACACUUUCAACUUCUGUUUGCAACUUAUGAUCAUUAAGACAUUGAUGCAAACUGUAUUGCACACAAAUGGAUAUUUUGAGUUACAAUUAGUGUUACAAGUUUGCAAAUGAUGUUAUAACCCUGUGCUGGUACUGUUAUGUCUGUGGGCUGUUUGUGUCACAUAAGGAACAUUGGGACUGUAUACUUAUAAACAUAUCAUUUUAAAGCUAAACACAACAAGUCUUAUCUGAGGUCGUCAAAGCCAAAACCAUUUAUUUAGUUUGUGGUGGAACAUGUAAAUGACCUUGUGUUUUUCCUCAGCAAUCUUCAGUGCUCCCCUUUCAAAAUCAGACUUCAUCCUGUGUUUUCUGUAAUUGUCAAUAAACUCCAGUGAACACAUACAGAUUACUAUUAAGGCACUAUUGAUCUUUUGCUGAAUUUACCUUCAACAGUUUUAAGAAGUUUUCCUGAGUCGGUGUAGUGAUCUCCUUUAUGCAGUCGUGUGUCUACAAAGUGGUGAACCUUUUUCCACAUCAAUAUCCAACCUUUUCUUGUGAACAACUGAGCCUUUCCAGGAUGCUCCUUUCAUAUCCAAUCAU